AUAUUCAAGCCAUUUCCGGUAUGAAAUAUAUAACGAAUCUAUUACCUUUUUUUGCAAUAAUAAAGAUAACUCUUGGAUAUUUUGAUCUCGAAGAUCUACAAAAUUCAAAAUAUAACAUAGAUUUCGUGAAAACUCCUGUCGUUCUGCCAGAUGAAAUCCCUGAAAAUGCUGUUACAGUAGUAACAAAAUUAGGUCAAAAAUUCCAUUGCAUUUACUCCGAUCGUGCAGAAGAAGUUGAAAAAGAGAAGGAAGAAGAAAUUUCUGCUCUACGAAUAGGCGUUAAAGAUUUGUUGAAACCAUUAGAAAGCGGACCAUGUUUAUUUCAGACAAAAGAUUGGUGGUCUUACGAGUUCUGCUUUGGAAAAUACAUUAGGCAAUAUCACAUGGAAGACAAUAAAAUUUCCGGAAAGAUAAUAUACUUAGGAUAUUAUGAAUCAGAGUAUAACUGGGACAAUGAAACGGAUAAUGAAUCAAAAAGUCGUCUUAAUAGAUAUCAUAGUCAAUAUUAUACAAAUGGUUCAAGUUGCGAUGUCACUGGUAAACAGAGAAGAACGGAAGUGAGAUUUAUAUGUGAUCACGAAAGCGGUGAUAGGAUAGACGAUGUGUAUGAGCCAGAAACUUGUGUUUACGUAUUGACAAUACACACAAUGAAAAUCUGCCAUCAUCCAUAUCUAAAACCACCAACAAAAAAGAAGGCUACAGUCAUCCAAUGCAAGCCAGUAGUCACUCAAGAGCAGUUCAAUAUUUAUGAAGAAGAAAGAAAAGAAUGGGAAAGAGAUCAGGCAGAAAAGUUGAAAGCCAAUGAAUUAAAAUUAAAAGAAGCUCAGAAAGAGUUGAAAGAAAAGGAAAAAGAGAAAGAAAUAGAAAAAGACGAAAAGCAAUUAAAUAGUGAUAGUAAAACGUCAGAGCAAAUAGAUAACAUCAAAAAUAGUAAAUUUUCAAAACUACAAUCUGAUAUAAUCAAAGGGGUUAAAGAAAUCAAUAAAGCAAAUCUUAAUAAUAAAAGAGAUAUUAAAGAAUACAUUAAAACAUUUACAAAUAUGAAGAAAACGAGAGGUGAUACAAGGUUCAAGAAACAACGUAGACAAAAGGGAGAGGAAAAGUACAAAGACGACUAUGAUGAUGAGGAUGACGAAAGUAAAGAGGAAAAGAAUAAAAGUAAAAUGAAAGAAACUGAUUUAACUAAAGACGAAGAAUCAAAAAAAGGAGUAUUAACCUCUGAAGAAGAUAAAGAAAAUGUUGAUGAAUUCUCAAAAGGAUUAAAAAAUUUAGGAUUAAAUGAUAGGCAGGAAACAAACUUAGCAAACUCAAAAUCAAAAAUAAAAGAAGCUGUUGAAGAACAAUUUGAAGAUAUUCUCAGUGAGGCGCAAGAAGAACUAGAAAAGGAGGGUGUAGAUGUAAAAUUAGAUAAAAAAGAGACUGCUAGACAUUUAUCUCAAACUCUUACCAAUCUCUUAAAUGUAUUAGAUGAGAAAAAUAAUGAUAAAGAUAAAAAAAAAACAAAAGAUGAUGCAACAGAAUCAGAAUCUGUUGACGAGAAAGUCGAAGCAACGGAUGAAGAUUUAUCAAAUAUAAAUGAACCGCAGAAAAAUGAUGCUGAAGGAGACAAAGGAUCAGCCUCUUCAAGAAUACAGGAAGACUUUCAAGAAAAAAUGCAAAAUCAUUUAAAAAAGGCAGGAAUAAACACGGACGGUCGUAAAAUAACUGUUAAAAUAAUCUCGUCUAAAACUGGAGAGGAAAUUAAAAUAGGUAAUGAUGAAGCUCUCAGUAAAAUGAUCAUUGCUAUAUGGAGCGGUGAUGAAGAAGAAAUAAAAGAACAACAAAGAGAAAAGAGAUUUCAGUUGUCAUAUAAUAGUAACUGGAAAAGGAAAAGUAAGUUAUUCACUCCUCCGGAUGAUUCUGGAGAAGUCUUAAAAGAAAAGGGUGAAGAUGAGGAAACAUAAACCAAGUUCAGAUACACUCUUAAUUUAAUUGUUAAAGCGAAAAACUGUUGAAUAUUUAAAAAAAUACUGUUUAAUUUUCAAAGUUCACCCUAAAUUGAUAAUAUUUAAAUGUCGAAUAAAUUUCUAAAACUGAAAAUUAUUUCACAUCACAGUCAUAAACUACUUAAUAGACGUUGAUAUCCAAAAUUUAUGGAUCUUUCAUUAGAAUUUUCAAGUUAAUUAAUGAAAUGCGUUAUUGUCGUUUCACUAUAAUUUAUAUCGUGAUGUGAAAAAAUGAAAAUAAAAUAUUCGAUGUAUGAAAUUAAAAAUGGCACUAUAGCAACAAAUAAUAAAAGAAAAAAUUUUUGUUACAUAAGAGCCGAACCAAUAAUCAUAUAAAAUGAAUAUCAAUAAUCAGCAAACUUAACGACUCAGUGUCUU
Molecule: messenger RNA, 2363 nt
Organism: Dimorphilus gyrociliatus
Lineage: Eukaryota; Metazoa; Annelida; Polychaeta; Dinophilidae
Source: the annotation of a GenBank genome assembly